AUGCAGGCGAGAACUGCCUUGGAAGAAACAGAGAACGACAAGGGUGAGUUCAAGCGCAAGGACGCCACUUUCCGGAAGUGGAUCGGAAAGGACAAGGACUUUCCUGCGGAAGCUGGGCGCUAUCACCUGUAUAUCUCAUGGGCGUGCCCAUGGGCCAAUCGCUGUGCUGCAACAAUCUAUCUCAAAGCAAGUGCAAGGCACCUACAACUCUGCAUGCAGGGCCUUGAGGAUGUUGUUGGGCUGUCAGUAGUGCACCCCACAUGGCAGAAGACCAAACCAGACGACCCAAACGAUGAGCACACAGGCUGGACCUUUGCUGCUCCGGAUGACCCCCCUUUCACAUCGGUCACAGGAUUCGGAUCCUUCCCGCCGCAUGAAUGCAUCCCUGACACAGUGAACGGCGCAAAGUAUGUCCGGGACCUGUACGAAAUCAGCAAUGACACCUCAGGCAAGGAUCCAGAGAGCAAAUACUCUGUACCGGUGCUGUGGGACAAGAAGACCAAGACCAUUGUCAACAAUGAGAGCGCGGAGAUUGUGCGCAUGUUCAACAGCGAAUUCAAUGACUUUGCCAAGAACCAAGAUCUGGACCUGUACCCAGAGGCGCUGCAGAAGGAGAUUGACUCUAUCAACGAGUGGGUCUACCCGACCAUCAACAAUGGGGUGUACCGCUGCGGCUUUGCUAUCAAACAGGAGGCCUACAACGAGGCCUUUAAGGAGCUGUUUGACUCGCUGGACCGGUGUGAGGAAAUCUUGGGGAAGCAGCGCUACAUUGCAGGCAACCAGCUGACAGAAGCAGAUCUGCGUCUGUUUCAGACUCUCAUCCGCUUUGAUGAGGUCUAUGUGGUCUACUUCAAGACCAACAAAUACUUCAUAAGAGAGAAACCAAAUCUGACGAACUACGUGCGCGACUUGUACCAGAUUCCAGGCAUCGGCAAAGCAGUCCACAUGUACCACAUCAAAACGCACUACCUGACGAGCCACCCGCGCCUCAACUACUAUGCCAUCGUGCCCGCGGGUCAGACAGGACCUGACGGGUCUGACAAGGGGUGGUGGACAGAGCCGCAUGACAGGGAUCGCUUUGCAGACAAGGCCACCGCUUGA
This is a messenger RNA of Coccomyxa subellipsoidea C-169, 1101 nucleotides long. RefSeq lists its product as hypothetical. The transcript has 10 exons. The record is from RefSeq and is a predicted model, not a curated record. Gene Ontology annotation, molecular function: glutathione transferase activity. Gene Ontology annotation, cellular component: cytoplasm. Lineage: Eukaryota; Viridiplantae; Chlorophyta; Trebouxiophyceae; Coccomyxaceae. The coding region runs from base 1 to 1101 and encodes 366 amino acids.